CAGAAACUGUAUUGGGUCAUUGGGACAUGACAGGCAUGAAGCUGUCAAUAAGGCCUGUCGUGGAAGAAGGUGGAAUCAGCAUAGCCUCCUCCCUCCCUCCCUCCCCCCAUCUGAACACACUAGAUGACCAUCGUUGGAUCCUCCGGAGCUCCAUCAGAGAGACGCCGUGGAUCAGUGGCUGCAGGCGGGCGGGGACACAAGCGAACAACCCAGCGCACGGAUCAACGCGGCGGAGGAGGAUGAACGGGACCGCAGCGGCCACCGGAUCGGCUUCCUGCCGUUUCGCCCACUAUUUUGUUGUGUGUGGAGUGGACACGGAGACGGGCCUGGAGCCGGACGAUGGAGCAGGCGAGGCCUUUGAGCAGAGCCCCAUUCGUCGGUCCUUCAAGUCAAAGGUUCUGGUGCACUACCCUGAAAGCACAGACAGGAACCCCUUCAAUAAAGAUGCUGUGAACAUGCUCUGUAUGCCGAGAGGUCUUUCCUUCCGUACGCAAGCAGACCGGCUCGAUCCCCAGUUUCACUCGUUCACGAUGUCUUUUGACGAUGGCACGCGUUCCUACGGCUUUGUCCACACCUUCUACGAGGAGGUGACUAGUGCUCAGAUCAUCACUGCCAUGCAUACUCUCUACCAGAUGCACCACGUGGAGCAUCAUUCAGCUUCCUCUGCCUCCUCUCCCUCUUCAUCGUCUUCGUCUGCUUCCUCGCCGUCCACCUCCAGCAUGGACUCACUUGUGAGCAGCUUGGAUGAGUCAGACGUCGAGUCUCUGGCCGGGGUGACCACCUGCCUCGGCUGUGCAGGCUCCUUUGAUCCAGCACGAGACACUCUGUACGUGUCUAAAGCCCUCUGCAUCUUCACGCCGCUCCCCUUCCUUCAAGCUGCCCGACAGUUUCUGUCUCAGUUGCACCAGGCUGUGACAUCGCACACACCCCCACCCCUCCCUCUGGAGAGCUACAUCCAUAACAUCCUGUACGAGGUGCCCCUGCCUCCUCCCGGUAGGUCGCUGAGGUUCCAUGGGGUGCAGGGACCCAUCAUUUGCCAGCGCCCUGGGCCCGGUGAGCUUCCACUGGGGGAGUAUCCUCUUGGAGAGGCCUUCUCCCUCCUGGGUGUGGACAAUAUGGUGCAACUAUUUACCUGUGCACUUCUGGAGACGCAAGUCCUACUUUGCUCUCAAGACUAUCAGCGCUUGAUGACAGUGGCAGAGGGCAUCACCACUUUGCUAUUUCCAUUCCAGUGGCAACACAUCUACCUGCCCAUUGUUUCUGCUCCACUACAUCACCUCCUGGAUGCUCCCGUGCCGUUCCUGAUAGGUAUCCAGCGCCGAGAAGGAGCUCAGCGAUCCUCCUUCCACCUGCCUCACGAGGCCAACCUGUGCUUUGUGGACAUUGACAACCACUGUGUCGAGGCCCCUGAGGACCUUCCCGUGUUUCCAGACCAGAUCGAGCUGAUCCAGGAACUGAGUGAGGUACUGUUGCGUUUUGGGCUCCCUCCUCAGGGCGGUGCGAUCACUAAGCCCACAACCACCUCCCCUCGCCUGAACAGCCUGGUGCUGGAGGAUCUGAUGGAGGACAGAAGGAACGGGAACCUCGGAGGCGAGGAGUUGGCGGUGCUGGAGAGGCUGCAGGCUCUGGCACGGAGGUGCGGAGGAGGAAAAAUAUCAGAUGGAGGGAAGACGCUGGGCCACGUUUUUGAGGAGGAGGAGGAAGAGCUGAAGGCUGCGAAGCUAAACAUUCAGCUAAGGGAGGUGUUUGCUGGACGUUUUGCUGCCAUGUUUGGCAGGUAUGAGGACUUUGUCAUCCACAGCGCUCUUGAUUUGGACUCCUGGUUGAGCAACCGAGAGGGGACAUUCAGCUUUGACAAGGGUUCCUUCCUCUCGGUUCAGCCUGCGACCCACUUGCACUUCUUGUCCCGGUUCCUGGAGACUUCCAUGUUUUCUUCUUUUGUGGACGGGAAGGUCAUAUCUCGCUGGGCGGAUAGAGAGCCACUGCAGCAGCUGUUUGACAGCCGUCUGGAGAGAGAUCGACUAUAUGACACAGACGAAGAGGACUCCCGUACCCCCUGCCGCUACAGGAAGUGCACCUCACUCUUUGAGUCAGCUCAGGCCAUCGAGCGCAGGCUGCUGAAGGCCGACCACACAGCCAUUCACCCCCACCUGCUGGACAUGAGGAUCGGCCAGGGUCGUCACCAGCAGGGCUACUUCCCCAAGCUGCAGGCUGAUGUGCUCGCACAGGGACAAAACACCAACAAGUGGUCCAGUCGGGUUACAGCUUCACGCAGGACCGACCCCAAGAGAUCAACAGUGGCCGAACACUCAGGAGUGGACAAUGACCAGAGACAGAAGCACACAUUUGCAAGGAAGAACCUCCGCCAGUCUAAGCUGCUUGACUCAUCGCCUCAAGCCAUCACUCAGACUCACCGCGAGUUCGUUGACGGGCUGCUGAGCGAGUGUCGUCUGAAGACCAAACGGAUGUUGAUGGAGAGGAUGGGGAAGGAGAGUGUGGAACUGGGUCAGGGAGAAGCCAACAUCACAGGCCUGCAGGAGAACACACUCAUCCACGGUCUGUGUGACCUACUGGAGAGAACCUGGGGCCAUGGUCUGCAGCUGAAACAGGGGAAGUCUGCUCUUUGGUCCCAUCUGCUUCACUACCAGGCAGCCCAGGGGAAGACAGAGACACCAACUGAGUCUCCAGGGUCCAACGGUUCAGAUCAGAGAACAUUUGAUGAUGGCGCUCUGCUCCUGAGAGAAUCCUUAAUACAGGAUAUGAGGUUUAUCCAGACUAUGAAUGAGGGUCUGUCUGAGGUGGGUCAGGCUCGGGCAUGGAUCCACCUGGCUCUGGAGAAGAAAAUGCUGUCCCAACACCUGAAAGAGCUUCUUACAAACCAGGAGCUGCUCAGGCAGCUGUAUAAACCACAUGCAUUCCUGCUCUGUGAGGAAGAAAGGGAGCAGUUUUUGUUCCACCUGCUCUCUCUCAACACUGUGGACUACCUCUGCUUCACACGCGUCUUCACCUCCAUCAAUAUUCCAUACCGUAUUGUUAUCAUACCCAUGAAGAAGCUGAGCAUUGCAAUGGCGACAGUUAACCCUUGGGUGUGUGUGUCGGGAGAACUGGGUGAUUCAGGAGUUAGACAGAUAUCGAAGAACACGCAAGAGAUUUUUUUCCAGUGCAAGAACCUGGGCAGACUGAGCACUCUGCAGCUGGGCCAGGAGAACUCUGGCUUACUGGCCAAGUGUCUGAUAGACUGUGUGAUGGUGUAUAAUGAGAUCACUGGACACACCUACAAGUUCCCAUGCGGCCGAUGGCUGGGGAAAGGUGUGGGCGAUGGCAGCCUGGAAAGAGUUCUCAUUGGUCAGCUGGUGUCACCUGGUGGGGAGGAGGAUGCUGGAAGGUGGACAGGGACGCCACCGGAGCUGGCCUCUCCUUCCCAGAGUGUGCGGGCAGUCCUGGGAUCGCUUGGCAGCCGAAGCAGAAUGCUGUCUGUUGAAGUGCAAGAGGACAUGAGGGAGGCGGCGAAUAACCUUGUGAAACACUUCCACAAACCCGAACAAGAGAGGGGAAACUUGACAGUGUUGUUGUGCGGUGAAGGAGGCCUGGUGCUUUCUUUGGAGAAGUUCCUCUUGCAUGGGUUUAAAUCGAACCGUCUUUUCCAGAGGAACGUGUUUGUUUGGGACUUUGUGGAGAAAGCAGCGGUUUCCAUGGACACAGCUGAUCAGAUGGGUGACCUGCAUGGAUCAACACUCACAAAGGGUCUGCCCUGCGACUCGCUGUGCCACUAUGUCAACGCCAUCAAUGCCUCGCCGCGAAACAUUGGAAAGGAGGGCAAGUUCCAGCUGUUCGUCUGCCUGGGAAUUAGGGACCGGCUUCUCUCUCAGUGGCUCCCCGUGCUGGCCGACUGUCCCCUGACAGCACGGACUUACGAGGAAGGCGCUCUCCUGCGGGACCGUGCCGCCGUGCACUCUCUCUCCCGCAUCCUACACACGCUCAAUGAUUUCACAGUCACCCUGGAGACUGCACUGGUGAAAGGAGUUGACCUCUGACCCUGCCAGGGGAUCACAGAAGCUUUUAGUAACCCACUGCAGGAAUGCUGAUGGGUUCAUAUGUUCAUCUUUUCAUCUGCGGGAAACAGGACACUUGAGAAAUGUGACUUUAUCAUAAAAAACAGGACAGUGGACUCAGAUGAAAGUCACUGGCAACUCCAGCUCCAAACAUAAUGCCUUGUUCACUGAUGUAAAUGUCUUAUAUACUGUAUUUGCUUCAGGAAAUAGUCCGAUUUUUUCCUAUGCUUGUUUACACUGUGAAAUUCUGUUUCCCCAAGGAGAAAUAGAGAGUCAUUCAUAAUCCCACAUUUACAGUAGAUAUUUUCACAGCUCCAAGUCAUUUACUGUACCCGAUCCUAGGGGACGACUAUAACCCUCCUACAACUGCUGUAUUGCUUGCACUUGACUUUUAAACUAAGCACAUGCAUGGCCAAAAUCUGUUUGGUUUGUUGUACGUCUUCAGUGUGUUGUGAUCUGAAAUACCAGGACUCAGGCUUUAUUAUAUAUAAACUUCUUUUUUUUUUUUUUUUUAAUUCAUUGGAUAUCUUGGUAAAUAUACUCUAUAAUACAAAAUGUUAUAUUAUUAUGCUCUUGUUAUUUCUUGCCUGUUUCCCUUUGUUUAUUUCGAUUCGGGGUCACACGCUGCAGAGUCAAGCUCGUGAGUCUUCAGUUGGGAAACAUUGAAAACCAAACUGGUGUGUCCUAAUUGUGUCAGUUCAAAUAGUCUUCGUCACUUUGUCAGAAACCUUUUUUUUUUUGGUUCCCCCUCCUCCCUCUUUUGUUGUAAAUAUUUUUGCUUCAUUAGAUAUUUGAUAGAAUUGUGCCCAUUUGUUAUUAUGGUGUAAUGAAUUUGUGACAUAUUUUUUAUGUAUAAAGGCAUCUUUUGUGUGUGUGUGUGUGUGUGUGUGUGUGUGUGUGUGUGUGUGUGUGUGUGUGUGUGUGUGUGUGUGUGUGUGUGUGUGUGUGUGUGUGUGUGUGUGUGUGUGUGUGUGUGUGUGUGUGUGUGUGAAACAAUAGAGUUAAACUAUGGACACACUUUACUGAUUAUGUGGAUGAUAGUCAGGCUGUUUGUUUCUAAGCUGUUCAUCUGUCUUCAGACAAUGAAUAGAGCACAGGUUCUUUAUGAACGCUAGGUAUUAUGUUGAUGUCCCAUUUAAUUUAACAGUUAUUAUGAAAAUGCCGUCUCCUGCACUGUCCUGCAAGCACUAUGUAACCCACGAUGACCGAGCCUCUAUUAUCAUUUAAAUACAAAUUAGAGAAAAGCAAUAAUGAAUUGUUAUUUAUGAAAUGUGUUGUCAAAAGAUUAAAGUUAAUAUUGACAUAA
Messenger RNA from Dicentrarchus labrax (European seabass), 5358 nucleotides. Its product is annotated as DENN domain-containing protein 5B-like. Gene Ontology annotation, molecular function: small GTPase binding; guanyl-nucleotide exchange factor activity. The transcript is spliced from 23 exons. Bases 27 to 4034 code for a protein of 1335 amino acids. The record is from RefSeq and is a predicted model, not a curated record. NCBI's taxonomy places the organism in Eukaryota, Metazoa, Chordata, Actinopteri, Moronidae.